CGAGCCCGGGCGGCCGCCAUGGAAACGCCGCUGCCGCUGCUCCUGCUGCUGCCGCUCCUCCCGCCGCUGCUGCUGCGCGCCGCCCCCGGCAGCCGCGCAGCGGGGCCCGGCCUGGAGGAGCGGCUCUUCCCGCAGCUGCGGGACCACUUCAGCUUCCAGAGCUGCGGCAACGAGACGUUCCCGCAGCGCUACCUGGUCUCAGCAAAGUUCUGGAAGAAGGGAUCUGGACCCAUCUUCUUCUACACAGGCAACGAAGGUGACAUCUGGACUUUUGCUCAGAACUCUGGCUUCAUCUUUGAAUUAGCAGAGGAACUGCAAGCCCUUGUGAUUUUUGCUGAGCAUAGGUACUAUGGGAAGUCUCUUCCCUUUGGACUUGAGUCAACACAGCUGAAGAAGAUCCAUCUGCUCACGGUGGAACAAGCCCUGGCUGACUAUGCAGUGCUAAUUACUGAGCUGAAGCAGCUGUAUGGUGCUGCACACUGCCCUGUCAUUGCUUUUGGAGGCAGCUAUGGAGGAAUGCUGAGCGCUUACAUGAGGAUGAAAUACCCAAACAUUGUGGCUGGAGCACUAGCUGCCAGUGCUCCUCUGCUGUCUGUGGCUGGGCUUGGAGACCCUGGCCAGUUCUUCAGAGAUGUAACAGCAGAUUUCCACAAGUCCAUCCCAGGCUGUGACUCAGCUGUCCGUAGAGCCUUCCAGCAGAUCAUGGCUCUGGGCCUGAGUGGAGCCUAUGAUGAAAUCAGCAGCAAAAUGAACACAUGCAGUAAGAUCUCGAACAAGGAGGAUGUUUAUCAGCUUUUUGGCUUUGCUAGAAAUGCCUUCACCAUGAUGGCCAUGAUGGACUACCCUUACAAAACUGAUUUCAUGGGUCCCCUCCCUGCCAAUCCUGUGAAGGUUGGCUGUCAACAAAUCCUCGCCCACAAAGACCCAAUUGAAGGCCUGGCUGCUCUUGUUGGAGUGUUUUACAACUCCUCUGGCUCAGCCCAGUGUUACGACAUUUACCGACUGUACCGGGCCUGCGCCGACCCCACGGGCUGCGGCCUCGGCUCGGACGCCGAGGCUUGGGACUACCAGGUUUGCACCGAGAUCAACUUGACUUUCAACAGCAACAACGUGACCGACAUGUUUCCCGAGAUGCCCUUCACGGAGCCCAUGCGGGACAAGUACUGCUGGAGCAAGUGGCACGUGAGGCCACGGCCACACUGGCUAAGGACAAACUUCUGGGGAGGAGACCUGAAAAGUGCAAGCAACAUCAUCUUUUCAAAUGGAGACCUGGACCCAUGGGCUGGAGGUGGGAUAAACAGCAGCCUCAGCCCUUCCCUAAUUGCACUGACCAUUAGAGGAGGUGCUCAUCACCUCGAUCUCCGGGGACACAACGCAGCUGACCCCCCCUCCGUCACGGCAGUGCGCAAGCAGGAGGCGAUCAUCAUCCAGGGAUGGCUGAGCUCUGCAGGGCCAGGAGGGGCCUGAGAUCCCUGAGAGCCCCAGGAGCCCCAUGCCAUCACAGCUGCCUGCAGAGCUGUGCCAGGGCCAUUUGAGUACGUUGCCUCCUCUGCAGUGAGGGGGGAACUUCCCAUUCUGCAGCAUCACGCUGCCCCUGAGGCAUCAAAAGACAGCGAAAGGCCAAAGCCCUGCCUGAAGCCCCCACAGGCCCUGGGGGUUUCACACUCACCAGAGGGGAACAGACCCGUGGGAAAUGGUGGAAAUAAUAAAAACUUGCCUGAAA
This is a messenger RNA of Colius striatus (speckled mousebird), 1723 nucleotides long. It is a transcript of the gene DPP7, whose product is annotated as dipeptidyl peptidase 7. The transcript has 13 exons. The record is from RefSeq and is a predicted model, not a curated record. Gene Ontology annotation, molecular function: dipeptidyl-peptidase activity; serine-type exopeptidase activity. Lineage: Eukaryota; Metazoa; Chordata; Aves; Coliiformes; Coliidae. Gene Ontology annotation, biological process: proteolysis. Gene Ontology annotation, cellular component: vesicle. The coding region runs from base 19 to 1467 and encodes 482 amino acids.